This is a messenger RNA of Drosophila biarmipes, 637 nucleotides long. It is a transcript of the gene Burs, whose product is annotated as bursicon. NCBI's taxonomy places the organism in Eukaryota, Metazoa, Arthropoda, Insecta, Diptera, Drosophilidae. Bases 87 to 608 code for a protein of 173 amino acids. The record is from RefSeq and is a predicted model, not a curated record. Gene Ontology annotation, biological process: animal organ morphogenesis. Gene Ontology annotation, molecular function: receptor ligand activity; BMP binding. The transcript is spliced from 3 exons.
UGGCCAAGUCGGUCUAUAAAAGGCCCCCGGCUGCAAGUGGCGCUUUCCAUUCCACGCGAACUGAGACUCGCAGUCGGGCCGACGAGAUGCUGCGCCACCUGCUCCGCCACGAGAACAACAAGGUCUUCGUCCUGAUCCUGCUCUACUGCGUCCUGGUCAGCAUCCUCAAACUGUGCACGGCCCAGGCGGAUACUUCUGUGGCCGCCAGCGAUAAUGAUAUUACCCAUCUCGGUGAUGAUUGCCAGGUGACCCCCGUCAUCCAUGUCCUUCAGUAUCCCGGAUGUGUGCCCAAGCCCAUUCCCUCUUUCGCCUGUGUGGGUCGCUGUGCCAGCUAUAUUCAGGUUUCCGGCAGUAAGAUCUGGCAGAUGGAGCGCUCCUGCAUGUGCUGCCAGGAGUCCGGCGAACGGGAGGCAGCCGUCUCACUCUUCUGUCCCAAAGUGAAGCCCGGCGAGCGCAAGUUCAAGAAGGUCCUGACCAAGGCUCCGCUGGAGUGCAUGUGCCGGCCGUGCACCUCCAUCGAGGAGUCGGGCAUUAUCCCCCAGGAAAUAGCCGGCUACUCGGACGAGGGUCCUCUCAACAAUCACUUCCGGCGUAUCGCUCUGCAAUAGAUCCCCCAUCAGAACACUACUUAUUAACA